GAGUCCCCACCUGCCGGACUUCUCUCCACUUCCUCUGCCUCCGCCAUGGCUUUGAGACUGGCCCUCUCGGCUUCUUCCAUUCGCACCCAGAAUUUCAUGCCCUGCUCCACGACACAGCCGGCCGCAUCCCCGCCCUCUGUCGCAGCUCCCGGUCCGAGGACUGACUGCUCGUCCCCGAAGUAUAUUGCGAGUGUGAGUCUCAAUGUGCCGAGUGGCAUCACCAGGAAAGAGAUUCAUGUAGCCAGGUGUAGCGUGGGCGCGGCGGUGGUGGCGGUGGGUCAGGUGACGGAGGUGGGCAAGGAUACUUUCUGGCCCAUCGUCGAGGCUGCCGGUGAAAAGACUGUCGUCCUUGAUAUGUACACCCAAUGGUGCGGUCCUUGCAAGAUCAUGGCGCCGAAGUUCCAAGAACUGUCAGAGAAGUAUCUGGAUGUUGUUUUCCUCAAGCUCGAUUGCAACCAGGAAAACAAGCCAUUGGCGAAGGAGCUCGGGAUAAGAGUGGUUCCGACCUUCAAGAUCCUAAAGGAGGGAAAGAUUGUGAAAGAAGUCACGGGGGCCAAGUUCGAUGAUCUUGUUGCUGCCAUCGAUGCCGUCAGAUCCAGCUGAAAAUGGCUAGCUUUGCCUGCUGUCUGCCGAUGACACUCCUGGAUCCGUGCUCUUAAGUGUCCGUAUCACCGAUGGCAAUUUAACAGCCUCGAGAACAAGAAUUGUUACAUAUGUCCUAUUUGUACCUAUUGAUUGGAUGUUUAUUAUUCUCCUUUACACAAUGAUCCAAAAUUAAGAGCAAGAAAGUGGCAAUGCGAAUGACAAAUUUUAUUA
This is a messenger RNA of Punica granatum (pomegranate), 816 nucleotides long. Lineage: Eukaryota; Viridiplantae; Streptophyta; Magnoliopsida; Myrtales; Lythraceae. The record is from RefSeq and is a predicted model, not a curated record.